Lactuca sativa (garden lettuce) is the source of this 1415-nucleotide messenger RNA. RefSeq lists its product as uncharacterized. The record is from RefSeq and is a predicted model, not a curated record. NCBI's taxonomy places the organism in Eukaryota, Viridiplantae, Streptophyta, Magnoliopsida, Asterales, Asteraceae.
CAGAAAAAAAAAAACGUAAGACUCAAACACAGAGACCAGUCGACAGUCGACGUUCUGAUACCCCAAAGUCCGUCUUCAAUCGAUCGCUUGUAUCGUCAUUCGAUUUCGGCCAUAGCCGACGCCGACGGCUCCGAUUCCGGACACAAACGGACGCCGGCGACUUGAUUCCGGUGAGUACUCCACUGCAGAAGACGACGUGGACCUGAUUCUUCUUCGAUUUUGGCCAUAGUCGACGUUGGUGAAUUCGAUUCCAGCCACAACAAACUCGGUUGUAGCUUGAUUUCCUUAUGGAGGUUGUUACAAUGCUUUGUUAUUGGGGUGGGACAACCUGUGAUGGACCAGAUGGUAUAAAUUAUAGCAAAGCUCCAAAAAAAGCAAUCAAUGUUAACUGUAGAAUACAAUUUGAUGAACUGGUCGACCGUAUAUAUCUUGCUACAUCUUUUGAUAAACAACACCACCGCAUCAACUUAAUUUAUAGAUAUCCAUCGGUUGGUAUUGAAAAUGUUGUAAAAUACAUUCCUCUUCCUAUCAAAGAUAAUGAUGAUGUUGGCAUCAUGUUUGAUGUGCUUCGUUUCCAUCAAGAAGUAAGUAACAUUGAUCUCUAUUUAGAGGUUGAAGACAUUGAUCAAAUUCGACACGUAGAGAUGGAAUCUAGCAGAAAUCAUGAACCGGUUGUGCUAGAAGAGCAAAGGAACAAUGAGUUACUAUUACCUAAUACAAACCAUGUUAAUGCCAUAUCAGAUAUGAUUCAUAAUGAAGAUUUCUACACAAUUUCUCAAGCUGUUGUUGUGAGUAAUGGAAUAAUUAGUGAUAAUGAAAUUGAUGAAGAAGAUGACAUAAGAGAAGAAUAUGAUGAAGAUGAUGGAGUUGACAUCACUCAAGAACAUGAACCACCACAUGUAGAUCGGGGUGAAACAUCUUUUGACAAUAACCAUCAAGUACCAUCAACUUUUACCAAUAUAGAUGAAACAAAUGUGAUUAGUGAUGGUAAUUGGACUGUGUCACAAUCAAUAAGCAAGAAUGAUUUUACAUGGGAGCUGGAAAAAGAUUCUUUCAAGGAUAAAGAAGAACUUAUGAGAGCUAUCAAGCUCCAAUGCAUUAAGACACAGACAAUUUGAGGUCAUUGAGACACGCCCAACUCUAUGGAGCAUAAGAUGCAAGUUUCAUUUACAUUCUGGUUGUAAAUAGCAACUUCGUGCAAGUAAAUGAAAACGGAGUGGAAAUUUUGAAAUUACAAAGUACAUUGGUCCACAUACUUGUUUAAACAACAAUAUUUCUUUAGACCAUACGAACCUAGAUGCAAACUUGAUUGCUCAGGAAACCAAACACCUUAUAAAAGAGCAACCUUCUAUUGGUGUUCCUGCUUUGAGAGCCGAAAUAGUUGAUAAACUAGGCUAUACUCCAUAUAAAAAGCU